Messenger RNA from Rhopalosiphum maidis (corn leaf aphid), 1761 nucleotides. RefSeq lists its product as uncharacterized. The transcript has 4 exons. Bases 322 to 648 code for a protein of 108 amino acids. NCBI's taxonomy places the organism in Eukaryota, Metazoa, Arthropoda, Insecta, Hemiptera, Aphididae. The record is from RefSeq and is a predicted model, not a curated record.
UAAUAGCGCAGAUGCGAAACUGCGCCCCUGUAGGACUACCGAAAUAAUGUAAUUAUAUUCUUUGAUAACCUGCGGCGGUCUGAUACACUCGCAGCAAUAAUAUCACACAGACGAUCGCGACGUUCCGGAUUCCAGUCGGCCUCGACGACAGAUUGUCCGCAGCCAUCAGCCGAAUUGUUCGUCUGCAACACUCGACACCACCACCUAUAAUAUAACGAUUAAACGUCACAGCCACCGUCGACGUCCUGCUAUAGCGGCGUAACCAGCACACGGCGAUAAAAUACACGUCAUCGUUGCAGUACUGUCGCUGGACCGUUAGCCAUGCCUGGUAUUGUAUCAAAGUCCCAUAAAACGGCCGAGGACAAAAACGCCGUCACUCAUGUUUUCCGCAGAGUAAGGAUUUCUUUGGCUCGAGAACCAUCUAACCUUUCAAAUGAAGAGAUCAUGCAUCAUCCCGAAAUGUAUAGAUUAAUGAAUUUCCUUGAAAGUAUGCCGGUGGAAGAACGAAUUCUCGAGUUUUCUGCACUAACUCCCGAAGAAGAACAAGAAUACUUGAUAGAGAAAAGAAUUCGCGAGACCGAAGAAGCUCGUAGAGCUCGGGAAACAGAAGAAGAUCGCAAGAAUUACUUGAACCGAUUCUUUCGUUAAGAUAAUAAAUCAUAAAAAUUUCAGCAACGUACCUAUUCAUACCUACUAACCCAGGAGUAAUCUACUUCAUGAAUCAUAACUGUAUUUUAUUUACUUAUUUAUUGUUAAUUUAACUAAACGUUUAUAUAAUAGUAAAUACAUCAUUAUCAGUAAUACAUAUUAGAAAUAUUAUAUUGUAUUCAUAUAUUUUUUUUUUCAUCAACUAUAAAUUAUUACUCAUUUAAAAUGUAAAUUUUUCAAUACAAACAGUAGGUAUGGUGGGCACUGAGCAGGUAUUCUGGGAAGUAGGAACAAUACUCAAAUAUACUAUAUUAACUUACACUACCAUACCUCACCUUAUUUCUAAUAUAUUUAAUAAAUAUUAAAAACGAUCACAAAUUGAGACCUUAUUUUAUUUAACUUUGCCAAUUCUACUUAUUUAAAACGUCAUUAAAAUACACUUAAAAAUUAUUUAUUUAAUAAUUAUAAAGAAAUAUAUUUUGUAUCAAAUUAAAAUAAUAACACACAUUUGAUUAACUUUAUCGUAAUCAAAAUAACAAACGUUGGAAUUUUGAUACAUUUUUUUGAAGCAUUUUACAUACAAUUAAUAUAUAACUAAAUAUUAUUCGAUAAAAAAUUUGAUUUUUCUGGAUUCAUCGGAAUUAUUUGCAUUUGUCUUGAAAAUUACUGAAACAUUCCAAAACUGACCUUUCUGUAAUGUAUGUCGUUCAUUUGAUUUAUGUUUGAAUUCCAAUCUUCAAAUACUUAACACAAUACAUAAAAAAUGUGUAAUACUCCCUUCUGUAAAAAUAAUGAACAUAAUUUACAGUAUACUAACGGUAUUCACAGUGUUGUGUAAUCCGCUAAGAAAUAUGAAGUUUUUCUAAAGGCUACACGUAAUCCCUUGUCGCGCAAUUUAUUAGCUCCCUCUAAUUGUACUCAUCUUUGUUCACAUACAAUUUUUUUAGUGUUAUAAUAAUUUGUAUUUACAAUAUAACCACAUAAAUUAUAAAUUUGUUAAGUUGUAAUAUCGCAAUUCAAUAUAAAUAUUAUACAUGAUAAUAUAUUGUUCUAUAAUAAUAUAAUACAAAAAAAAAAAUUAAAAAUCGAUAAUAUGAUGUACCUUAUACCUGA